CGUUACCCGCGCGUGCCUCAGAUGUCCGGCGGCGUGUGCGUGUUCCGGUGCGCGCGUGGCUGCCGCAACGGGCGCUGCGUGGGGCCCGACACGUGCGCGUGCUUCGCGGGCUACGAGCCGGCGGCGGGGGACACGUCCGACUGCCGGCCGCGCUGCGACCCGCCCUGCCCCGCGCGCGCGCGCUGCACCGCGCCCGACGUGUGCGCCUGCGCCGAGGGCUACCGCGAGGCCGAGGACGCGCGCGCAGGCUGCCAGCCGCUCUGCAGCGGCGGCUGCCUCAACGGCGAGUGCGUCGCGCCAGAGACGUGCAGUGGCUGCCGCCACGGCGACUGCACCGCCCCCGACACGUGCACGUGCCGCCGGGGCUACGACCCGCACCCGGAGGAACGCGGCACGUGCGCCCCGCGGUGCACCGCCGGCUGUCGGAACGCCACGUGCUCCGCGCCCGACACGUGCACGUGCCUCCCCGGCUACCGACCCGACCCCAAGGACCCGACGGCGUGUUUGCCGUUCUGUGCGACCCGGUGCAGGAAUGCUACCUGCACUGCACCGGACACGUGUAGCUGUAUUCCGGGGUACACGAAAGAUGCCAGGGAUACCAAUACAUGUGUGCCUCACUGUCCGAGGGGGUGUCGCAACUCUUUAUGUACGUCGCCGAAUACGUGCACGUGCUUACCGGGCUAUGUAAUGAAAGCGGAUGAUAACAGCACGUGUGUACCACAUUGUUCAACUCCAUGCAAAAAUGCUUUGUGUACUUCUCCUGGAACAUGCACUUGUCUUCCUGGAUAUAUCAAGAAUCGCAGUAAUCCUUCAAUAUGUAACCCUAACUGCCCGACUGGCUGCAAAAAUGCAACUUGUACAUCGCCAGGCGUAUGCUCUUGUUUAUCUGGUUAUAUAAAAGACGAGAGCGACAAAUCAGCAUGUAAACCGCAUUGUCCAAAGGGAUGCAGUAAUGCCAUGUGUACGUCGCCGAAUAUUUGUACUUGUAAACCUGGCUAUGUGAAGGAUGCCACUAAUGACUCUAUAUGUUUACCCCACUGCCCUCGAGAGUGCAAAAAUGCUCUUUGUACUUCUCCAAAUAUGUGCACUUGUAAACCUGGCUAUGAGAAACAUCGGACAGACGAAUCCACGUGCUUGCCCGUUUGCCCAAGCAGAUGCCAAAAUGCCACUUGUACUGCACCUAGUACAUGCACGUGUUUACCUGGCUACUUUAAAAGUGCCGCAGACAAUACUACCUGUAUUCCGCAUUGUCCUCAAGGAUGUAAAAAUGCCUUGUGCGCCGCGCCAGGUAUUUGUUCGUGUCUCAUUGGUUAUAUAAAGAAACCCAACUCAUCUUCUGCAUGUGAACCACAUUGCGCUGUGCCAUGCGUGAACUCGAAAUGCACAGCUCCCGGAGAGUGUUCUUGCUUGCCUGGAUACAUUCCAGAUGACUCGUUGAGCACUAAAUGCAAUCCAUUUUGCCCUCGUGCAUGCAAGAACGCAAAAUGUACGGCUCCAUCCACGUGCACGUGCCUGUCUGGCUUUAAGAAAGAUCCACGGGACAAGUCUGCUUGCAUUCCGCAUUGCGAUGGCGGAUGUAGGAACGCCGCCUGUACUGCGCCUGGAACGUGCACUUGUCUGCCUGGUUACGUGAAGGCCCCCGGUGAUCCCAAUGGGUGUGAACCGCAUUGCCCAGAUGGGUGCGCAAACGGGACUUGCACGGCACCGGGAAAAUGUGUGUGUUUACCGGGUUAUGUAAAAGAUUCAAGAAAUGCAUCGGUCUGCGUACCCCAGUGCCAGCCGAGGUGCAUUAAUAGUACGUGCACAUCUCCAAACAAAUGCACGUGUUUCUCCGGAUUUGUAAAGAACGCUGAAGACCAAAACGUGUGCGUUCCACAUUGCCCCUCCGGCUGCAAAAACUCCACUUGUACGUCUCCAGGGGUUUGCACCUGCAUCAGUGGAUUCGAGAAAAACCCGAAAGACAAAUCUUCGUGUAUUCCUAGCUGCCCAGGUGGAUGUCAAAACAGUGCAUGCACCUCUCCGGGAACGUGCACGUGUUUGUCUGGAUAUGUUAAGAACAAAACGGAUGACAACUUCUGCGUACCUCAUUGCGAGAAUGAGUGUGUGAACGCUCUGUGCACAGCUCCUAAUACCUGCACUUGUCUAGAAGGCUAUUUACCAGAUGGAUUAGAGAAUGUAUUUUGCCGCCCACACUGUCAGAAGCCUUGUGAGAAUGCGUUCUGUUCAGCGCCCAAUACAUGCACCUGCUUACCCGGAUUUUCAAAGGACCCAGAUAACGACAACAUAUGUAAACCACAUUGUCCAAUUAGUUGCAAGAACUCUACGUGCACCUCCCCAGGCCACUGUACCUGUUUUCCCGGCUUCAUCAAGGACCGCAGGGACAGCAGCACGUGCUACCCCAACUGCCCGGGAGGAUGUCGGAACGCUGAAUGCUCAGCGCCGAACACGUGCACGUGCUUCAAAGGGUACGUAAAAGACCCAAAGGACGCAGGAACAUGUGUGCCACGCUGCGAUCGGGAGUGCAUCAACAGCACGUGUACUGCCCCGAACGAGUGCACGUGCUUCUCCGGGCACGUGAAGGACUCGAUCGACAAAGCCAUGUGCAUCCCCGACUGCGACGAUCUGUGCGUGAACGCGGAGUGCACUGCACCGUCCGAGUGCACGUGCCAUGCGGGCUUCGAGAGAAGGGUGCGGGAUCCGUAUUUCUGCGAGCCGCAUUGCCCUGGGGGGUGCAAACACGCCACGUGCACUGCUCCUAACACAUGCACGUGUCUGCACGGUUAUGUUCCGCAUUCAACGGAUCCGUCAAGCUGUGUUCCGGAAUGUCCCCGUGGUUGCACGAACGGUGAAUGUGUCGAUCCUGAUGUGUGUUCUUGUUGGAAGGGCUACGUAAUGGACCUCAGAGACAAUGCUUCGUGCGUGCCGGUGUGCAGAACUGAUUGCGUCAAUGGGACGUGCACAGCGCCUGACACGUGCACGUGUUUGGAGGGUUUCCGAGUGUCUUCUGCGACAGCCUGCGAGCCACAUUGUCCCAAAGGGUGCGGGCUGGGCGCGUGCGUGGCGCCGGGGGAGUGCCGCUGCUCGCAGGGGGCGGCGCGCGGGCCGGGCGGCGGCGCGUGCGAGGCGGUGGCGAAGGCGGGGGCGGAGGCGGGGCCGUGGUGGGCCGACACGCACCACCUGCCGCUGUGGGGGUCGCUGGCCGCGCUGGUGCUGGUGCUGCUGCUGGCGCCCGCCGCCGGCGCCGUCGUGUGCUGGUGCCGGCGCCGCCGCCAGAUGCCGCUGCGCGCCAGGCGCAGGCCCAGCCGCUACGGCCGCCCCGUGGUAUCGAACCAGUUUAUGAACCCAGUGUACGUGCUGGCACCGAGCAAUAAAGGAGUAGACAUACCCAGGGACGUGAUGCAGACAUCAAAAAGAGAUUCUCAAGACUGAAGAAAGAAUACUGAAGCUGAUAUUCAUUCAAUCAUUCAUUCGUUUUAAAGCAUUCCAUAAAAUUGAAGGUCACAAGGAGCAAUAAUUCAAAUUUAAACCGAGAUAUUUCUUUAAUUUCAACACAUGUAUUAUAAUAUUACAGUCACAAUAUU
Molecule: messenger RNA, 3581 nt
Organism: Gryllus bimaculatus (two-spotted cricket)
Lineage: Eukaryota; Metazoa; Arthropoda; Insecta; Orthoptera; Gryllidae
Source: the annotation of a GenBank genome assembly